This is a messenger RNA of Limanda limanda (common dab), 396 nucleotides long. Its product is annotated as nardilysin-like. NCBI's taxonomy places the organism in Eukaryota, Metazoa, Chordata, Actinopteri, Pleuronectiformes, Pleuronectidae. Gene Ontology annotation, molecular function: metal ion binding. Bases 1 to 396 code for a protein of 131 amino acids. The record is from RefSeq and is a predicted model, not a curated record. The transcript has 6 exons.
AUGUGUACCAAUCGCGGCUGUCUGUGGUACAAGAAGGACAACAAGUUCAAGAUCCCCAAAGCUUAUAUUCGUUUCAACUUGAUCUCCCCGGUGAUACAGAGGAGCCCAGAGAAUCUUGUUCUGUUCGACAUCUUCGUCAACAUCCUGGCUCACAACCUGGCGGAGCCGGCGUAUGAGGCGGACGUGGCGCAGCUCGAGUACAAGCUGGUGGCCAGCGAGCACGGACUGGUGAUCCGGCUGAAAGGCUUCAACCACAAGCUGCCGCUGCUGUUGACGCUGAUCGUGGAUCACCUGGCGGACUUCAGCGCCGAGCCGGGCGUCUUCACCAUGUUCUCAGAGCAGCUGAAGAAAACCUACUUCAACAUCCUCAUCAAACCGGAGCGACUCGGGAAAUAA